Musca domestica (house fly) is the source of this 616-nucleotide messenger RNA. RefSeq lists its product as uncharacterized. NCBI's taxonomy places the organism in Eukaryota, Metazoa, Arthropoda, Insecta, Diptera, Muscidae. The coding region runs from base 107 to 562 and encodes 151 amino acids. The record is from RefSeq and is a predicted model, not a curated record. The transcript is spliced from 2 exons.
AUAGAUAAGACUAUUCAACAACACUUCUUCUAUAAAAAGUGUCAAAUUAUUUGCCUUAGAGUCAUUCAUCAACUGACGUGCGGCGAGAACUAUUUGUUUGAUCAUUAUGUUACAACUUAAUAAAUAUCUGCCUCUGCUGGCAGUGGUUGCCUUUGUCCUGAUAGUCCAACAAACUGAUGCCAAAUGUGACACAUGUGGCACCAAUGGCAUUGCCUGCAUCAAUGAAACCUCAUUUCACAUAUGCUACGGUUCCAAUCCGGAUACCAAAAGUGUCAUGACAUGUCCCACGGGUAACAUAUGUGUCCGUUCUUCGGUGAAGUGUGCUGCAAAGGGAAUGGGCCUUCAACCCGAUUGCGUUCGCGAGAAAAGCUGUGGCACAUGCGAUGGUAGUAAAUUGUUUACCUGUACCAGUCGAAAAACAUACGCAAUGUGCAAUGGAACUGAAGUUACGGACAACGGAGGAGUGUGUCCGAGGAAUUUAAUAUGUAAUUCCAGUGGUAGCCAGAUUUGUGUCACUGAAUGUGACCUUAAUGGCCCCAUUGAAUGUGAUCGUGAUCCUUAAAUAUGAAUUGAAUGUUUUGAAUAAAUGGACAUAAUAAAAGUGUUUCUAAAUCGA